AUGCAAUCCGCGUCUUGGCGGCUGUUUGCUGAUCCUGCCCUUUGGGGUUGCCGUCACGAGUUCGGCGAAGAGAGCGCCUGGCAGCCCUCGUUUGGUCCCGACUGCUCCGUGGCCGCGCUCGUCGUUGACGACGACGAUCAUCUGGAUUCCGCGCACCGCGCCCUUCGCCAUAGCUUGCUCGCCCGUUGGCCUCGAAUCAUCGUGCACACUCUCUACGACUUGACCUCGGCGAACGACUGCAAGCCGGGCUUUCCACACGACUACAUCAUCAACUCUGAUCAAAGCAAUAGCAAACGAUCGUGGACAACAAUGACAUCCAAGGCAGAGUUUGUGGCCAGCGCAGAAGCGCCUGCGCCUGCGCUCACUUCCAGCGUGGGCGGCCUCGCUGCCAUCGCGACCCCCGACACUGAUACCCGACCACAGCCUCAAUCGCGACGCUCGAGCCGCACGUUUGGCAGGACCUCCAACUUCCUUAGCACUACGCUGCUGCGUCCACGCGGCAAGUCCAUCUCCGCUUCACGCACCGAUGAGUGGGGCCGACCGGUGGGCGGCAGCGAAGGACUGGGCACCAUCUACAACGCCUCGAUGGGCUCGAGAGAGAGGAGCCAAGUCAUGCGCAGCGUCACCACCCUGACCAAGAGCAGCGAAAACGACGUGACCGGCGCCGUGGCAGAGGCGUUCUCGGGCAAUGCCACGCCAAGCCUGUCGCCGCGAAUGCGCUUCUUCAGCACUUUCCGUGCCGACAGCUCGAACAAUGUGCCCACCGUCGAAGCUCCACCCAGCUACCAAACUCAGCGCCCGGAUCUCAGAAGAGGCAGCGAAGGUAGCGUUGUCUCGCAUGUCAGUCUUCCACGUCACGACGCUACCUCGUCUCGAUCGAGCUUCAGCCGGCGCUCUUCGUCACGAACCCAGUCGUUCUUUGAUGCCACCUCGUCCUCGUUCGCAUCCUCCAACAGUUCGAGCCUCAACACAUCGGUUUCAGCGAGCCCGGGCCCAGAGCACGAAUCCUUCAAGCAGCAGCUACAGUCACGGAGGAACUCGACGCAACUCGGCGCUGCCACGCGCCAGGCCUUUCGGAACUCCCGAUCUUUCCUCGGCACUCUCUCCAAUGCGCCUUCCGGUCGUAGCAGUCAGGCAGUCUCGCCGGGUAGCGAAAGGGCUCCCAGCACUUCGCAAGCUGGCCGGUCCAGUCAUCCAGGCUCGGAAGCAUCCGACACCGCCAGAACCUCGCAGCCAGCGACGUCGUCGGCUCUCAUGUUGCCAAGCGGCCGCAUUUUCGCCGGCAAGGAUUCACAGCCAGGUGGAGGUGAUGCUGGCGCAGAUGCCGUACAACAGGCUUCUGCAGCUGCUGCAAACUCUGCAGCGUCGCGUGCGGCUGCUGCAGGAAGGGAAGGAUUCGACGGCUCUUUCGCCGCCUCGAAUUCCAGCCUAGCAAACAGCCACGCUCGUCCGAUCGGCAAAGCAAAUCCGCCGCCACCCACCGAACUGUCAGGUCGCCGUUGCAGUGCCUCUGCUGCUCCCACGCUGCAAGCCGCGCAUGAGCGCAUUGUUCGCUCCGGCGUCCAGUCGUCUUCCUCGCCUGACGUUUUCAACUCUGGAAAUUCGCAUUUGCCCACCUCACGCGCCUCGUCGAGUUCCCCCGGCGAGCAGCAGGUGGAGCGGCAGCAGCAGCAACAGCGGGGGCAAUCGCCCGAAAAGCGGCGAAACAACGCUACUGCACCUGCAGCGUCAGCGUCAGCGACGGCAAACCCACCCGCCGCCGCCGAUGUGACUGCAGCUUGCAUUGGACCUCGCGUCACCGCCGCGGCACCUCCUCAUCUGCAUUCCGCCGCCGUACAGGCACGGCUCGAUGCCCCGUCCUCUGCUGCUUCCCCAGCCCAUGUCCAGCCGGGAAAUGCCUCCGCAUCGCUUUUGCUGCCGCUUGCUCCUGCUGCCCACUCGCUGCCCGCUAGUUCAGGCUCGACUGGCCCGCAGUUGUCCGCUUCCGCUUCCGCUUCAGCUCAGCCGCGAUCUCGAUCGGCCUCUCCCUCCACGGCCAAGACCACGGCCCUUUGCUUGGCUGACCCCUCUCCUGUAGUCGCACCGUCCUUCCAGCUGCGACGAUCCACAGCCUCUGCUGAACCCUCCUCACGCGCUCCGUCCAUUGCUGACCCGACAACGGCAUCCACAGCUUCCUGCUUCUCGGCCCUAAGUGCCCGAAGCGCUGUCACUGUGUCUGACUUGCCGGCCGUCGCUGCACCUCCCUCCAUCCUUCGUCCUUCUCCCCCUCAUCCUCCCUCUCCGCACGUCGACGAUUCUCGUCACCACCAACCCGGAGCUGAGCUGCCGACCGCACUACGCACUGCUUCGUCUUCUCCUCUCGAGUCUCCUUCGGCCGCUCUCGACUCUUCCUCUUCGUCGUCGACCAACCUGACCACAGCUCAAACCACCGCUGUCAACACGAGUACGGCGAGCACGGCUGCCACGACACCUUCGCAAAGCACGCUCAAGCUCACCUCCGCAUCUGGACUCCCAAUUGGUCAGACCAAAUCCAUCCUCCCCUCCGUGUCCUUUAUCGAGCCCCGCAGUCACCACCACGAGCAUGUGCCUCUGCACCUCGAUGGCCAUCUAGGCACCAGUGAUCCCGUGCACUCAGCCGCUCCUGUCGCCGCGCACAGCGAUCCUGAACCUGCCCAUACGGUCAAGAUUCCUUCGAGCGGACCAACGUUUGCCAGUCCAUCUCGAGCCUCUUUUGACGAUCGCCGUACGCUUCCUCUGACGCCGCCCGACUCCAUCGGCCAGUGCCUCUCUCCUCGCACUUCCGUCAGCGGUGGACUGCCCGAGCACAACGUCUUGGAUGGCGAACAGAGGUCAGAUCCUAUCGACGUCCGCACUCCUCACUCCGAUCUCCCAUCUCCUGCACCAUCAGCGCACGGCUCCAGCUCCGGCCAACACAGUCGUCGAGCUAGUGCAUUCUCGCCAAGCGCUUCUCCUCUCGACACUGCCAACCAAAGCCAACCCUCCUCCACAUCGCCUUUGGCUUCCACGAACGUAGCGUCCACCGCUUCCGAGGCUUCCUCCCCACCAUCGACAGGCUCAAAACGAGUCUCGUUCGACUUUCGGCGAUUGCCUUUCCUGGGCGGUGCAACAGCAGCAAACAAGAUGCCUUCCGACGUCUCCAAGGCUUCCAACUUGGGGGUCGCGAUGCCACAAGAGCCGCUGUCUCCUGACUCGGCAGGGCUGCGUUCAGCUUCGUCCUCGUCGACAACCACAUCCAAAUUUUUCUCCCGCAUCAGCCUGCCGGGCAGUAGUCGACGAGGUAGCGCCACUGAUUCGCCGCUCGCGACACCGGAGCCCAAGUCGCGCUCCCGCUUUGCCAGCUUCGGACGAUUCAGCCGCGGAAGCGAUGCUCGAACCUCGCCGAACGGCAGCCGCAACCUUCGAAACUCCAUGCAACCCUGGGCCUCGGCCUCCACUGACGUUCUUGGGUCCGGCUCGGCGUUUGCACAGGGUCGCAACAGCAUGGCACUGGCCCGAGACGAGGCGGCCAGGCCGAGGAAGAGCCUCCAUCUGCCUCGCACCAACCUCAUCGACCUUGAAAGCGAAGACACCCUGGAUGCCACCGCCACAGACAGAACUGGUCUGCCAGCCCUCGACACUCGCACCAUCCCGCCAAUAGCUCCGCCAGCUGCCAAAGCCGACAAGCCGGCGUCGCCCUCGCUCGUCAAUGCGAAAAGGCCGAGCUUCAACUUUUUGCGUCGUCCUAGCGCCGCUAGCAUCAACUCGAACGCAGAGGCGGCGAGUGGCGAGCGACGAGGAUCUCGAGGGUCUACCAAUGCAUUUGCACGCACGUUCAUGAACCGUACGUUGAGUCGCAACAGCAAGAGCUCCGACACCCCAUCCGACUCUGCUCGAGCUACUCUGUCGUCCACGGGCGACUCGGCUACUCCGAUCUUCCGCAACGGCAUCUUUGAUUCUCAGGCGCCCGUCUCGACAUCCAACGUGGCGUAUCCUGGCAUGUCACCGACUGUCAACUGGAACACUCCAGUCGACGUACCGCCAGCUGCGCGUGCUGACGUCGCUCCGAAUGAGAUUGAUCCAACCGUAGCAAUCCCUCCCUACCCCGGAUCAGCAGCCAGCAUGGGCACUGUUCAGCCUCGGGGAGCGGUGGCCGAGCUGUCCUCGAGCGUGCUCGCCGAGCGCCGACCCUCGCAAGGCAUCGACCAAGAGCAGGAUGCCGUAGAGGCCACUGACACGGUCCCCGCUUCGAUGGAACGAGCGGCGGUGCCACCCACGAGCGCUUCGCAGAGCACCGAUUCGAACCCAUCUCGUCAGCGACAGUCUCGUUCGAGCAACGCUUUGUCGCACCUGCCGCGACUCAAUUCGAUGCGAGCGAUUGGCAAGCCUGGUUCUGCGGGCAGUCAGCAAGCGUCGGCCGGCGUCGUACGGACCACGCGAGAGGGUUCCGAGAGCACCAACGAUGGCACUACACCCGGCGAGACGAGCGAAGAGGAGCAGGAGCUCAGCGAGGACGAUGAAGAAGCUGACACCACGGGCCAGACGUCCGACUACCAAGAUCUCGACACCGAGACGGACGACGAGACCGAUGAAGACAACAACCCGUCGCCGGUGGUUAGCCGUCGCGUCUCAGCUGCCCCUAUGACUGCCACAAGCAGCUCGGGAGGGCUCAAUCGCAAUCGUCCAACCGAGUCUCUCAUCCUACCUCCAGCACCUUCGUUCGUACCCAACUCCACGAUCGCUGCGCCAGCGCAAGGAGCUAGUGCAGCUGCAUCGACGGCUGGCACGAGCGCAUCAUCGGACGCCACCUUCACGCAGCACGUCGGCCGCGAUGCCUGGACGAGCUUCAACAUGAAUGGCUUUACGCCUUUCGAGACACCGACUCCCAGCCUUGGCGGUGGAGCAAACAACUUUGCUGCCCGGACGCCUCGAGCGCGGCAGGAGCUGUCCGAGUCUUCCUACUUUGCCGCUCGGCCGGGGACGAGCAACAGCGGCCGAGCAACGACGGCUGGUACGAUGAGCGGAGAAGUUCCGCCGCCGUCUCCGUCCAUUAUCAGCCGGUCGCGUGCGCCUUCGUCAGCGAGCAUGCGGACGCUCAGGACGCCUGGAAACACGUCGACGAGCUCGGGCCCUGUGCCCAAUCGCUCGAUGCCCACUCCAGGAGGCAACUUACCCUCGCUGGCUCUGCAUAGGCAGAUCUCAGCGGCGUCGACGGCAACGCGGACGGGCAUCGAGCGAAGCAAAUCGCCGGCGCUCGGGGCGGGAAGCAGUCGACCGAGCACCUCGGGUACUCUGACUCCCAACCAGGUGACGGCUGGCGACCGAAGCGCGAGCCGCGAGCCGAGCAUCGACCGCCCAGGCUCGGAGCGACCGACAUCUCGUAACGAGAUCUCUGCCACUGCGAAGACGAGUGGCCGAGCCCCGAUGGCUCUCCGAGGCGUCUCGCCCUCUGGCGCGCGACCGACGUUCUAUCAGCAAAAGUCGCAAUCUCUUGUGGAUCUGAUGGGCCCCGCCUCGCGUCGGCUCGAGAUCGACACGCAUGCUGCUGCUGCUCCACCGACGAUCUUGGAACCGACGGCGACGGAAGCGUUGCGCACGCCCACGACGCCACGCCCGCCUUCGGAGGCGCCAGCAUACAGCAAACGGGACCUGCUGAAGCCGAUCAACACGAAGCUGACGGCGCCAGCGUCGAUCGCAUCACCUGGUGCCAUGAGUCUGGGACGACGAAGGUCGAUGUUUGAGAUGCGGGCGGAGCCGCCGCCGUACUCGAUCAUUCACAACCGGCCCGAAGGACCACAGGUGAUUCUGCCGCGCGAAGAGGAGGGACGAGAGAGGCUGCCGACCUACUGCUGUGGCAUCCACAUCGAGGGAUACCUGCCUCGCAAGAUGGAGUUCUCGGCACCGGGCGUGCAGGCCAAGGACCGCAGCUGGCGGCGCCAGUACUUUGUGCUGCACGGCACGAGUCUACGCGUGUACAAGAACGACCUGAGCGUCGAGCGACACGCUGCGACUGGCACGUGGGGCGAGAUGAAGGGCGUGCACGUGCAUUUGGAGCCGAUGAACGAGGACGGCUCCAACCACUCGGGGUCCGGCAUGGGGCUGGGUGCGGCGGCGCGCGAGGCGAUCUCGCACACGCCGCUGGGAAGCCAUCGGAACGAGUCUGGCAAGGGCAAGGAGGCAAGCACCCAAUUUGACAGCAAGAACGGCCUGGUUCGCAACUAUACCCUGCAAAGCGCCGAGAGCGGGCUGGCGGCGGACUACCUCAAGCGUCGACACGUGGUACGCGUGCGCGCCGAGGGCGAGCAAUUUUUGCUGCAGACGCGAAGCGACCGUCAUGUGGUGGACUGGAUCGAGGCGCUGCAGGCGGCAACGAACGUGUCGAUGGAUCUGGAGUCGCGAGCGAUGCCCAAGUUCAUCACGCUGCCGCGACGACGACGCCGCCGCCGCCGCAAUGCGGACGGCACGACGCUGAGCCCCGAGGAGCAGGAGAGGCGCGAUCUUGCCGAGGCGCAACGACGCUCGAUGGCGGAAGCAGGCGGGCCAGCGGCGAGCACGAGCGAGGCGACCCCGUGCACGAGCAUGUCGCAGACGGCACGUCAAAGCAUGAGCCUCGAGAACGAACUCAAUCCGAGCGCGGCAUUCGAAGAGAUGCUGCGCGAAGACCAGGAAGAGGGCGGCCGGCGCACCGCAGCCGUCAUGUAG
This is a messenger RNA of Moesziomyces aphidis, 6699 nucleotides long. The record is from the annotation of a GenBank genome assembly. Lineage: Eukaryota; Fungi; Basidiomycota; Ustilaginomycetes; Ustilaginales; Ustilaginaceae.